Molecule: messenger RNA, 3540 nt
Organism: Callithrix jacchus (white-tufted-ear marmoset)
Lineage: Eukaryota; Metazoa; Chordata; Mammalia; Primates; Cebidae
Source: RefSeq, a predicted model, not a curated record
CCUGGGGUGCGGUGAGGGCUCCAGCAGAUGAUGAUGAACCCGCCCUCGGCACGUGGUAAGUUCUCCAUAAGUGGGCUCAGUAAAAUCUCUCUCCCGGGAAAACUCCCCACAGUGCGCGAGGAUGAGGCUGGGAAUGUGAAGAGAAGGGCGGGGACAGGCGAGGACUUCAGGCUAGGGUUGCAGGUCCAGCCAGGGGCGGAGUCUCCUCCGGGUCGGGUGGGGACCGUGCUCUCCCCUGGAGGCACGUAGGGACCUGGCCGGCCGUGCGGCUGCCCAGGCGCUAUGGCGAGCGCGGUCGGGAGGUCGAGGUCGUGGCCCCGGCUGGGGCUCCUGCUCCAGUUCGCGGCGCUGCUCGGGACGCUGAAUCCACAGGUUCAUACUCUCAGGCCAGAGAGCCUCCUGCUGGUGUCCACCUUGGAUGGAAGUCUCCAUGCACUGAGCAAACAGACAGGGGACCUGAAGUGGACUCUGAGGGAUGAUCCUGUCAUCCAAGGACCAAUGUAUGUCACAGAAAUGGCCUUUCUGUCUGACCCAGCUGAUGGCAGCCUGUACAUCUUGGGGACCCAAAAACAACAGGGAUUAAUGAAACUGCCAUUCACCAUCCCUGAGCUGGUUCAUGCCUCUCCCUGUCGAAGCUCUGAUGGGGUCUUCUACACAGGCCGGAAGCAGGAUGCCUGGUUUGUGGUGGACCCUGAGUCAGGGGAGACCCAAAUGACAUUGACCACAGAGGGUCCCCCCACCCCUCGUCUCUACAUCGGCCGAACACAGUAUACGGUCACUAUGCAUGACCCAAGGGCCCCGGCCCUGCGCUGGAACACCACCUACCGCCGCUACUCAGCACCCCCCAUGGAUGGCUCACCUGGGAAAUCAGACAUGAGCCACCUGGCAUCCUGUGAGAUGGGCCUGCUGCUCACUGUGGACCCAGGAAGCGGGACAGUGCUGUGGACACAGGAUUUGGGUGUGCCUGUGAUGGGCAUCUACACCUGGUACCAGGAUGGCCUGCGCCAGCUGCCGCAUCUCACACUGGCUCGAGACACCCUGCAUUUCCUCGCCCUCCGCUGGGGCCACAUCCGACUACCUGCCUCAGGCCCCCAGGAUACGGCCACCCUCUUCUCUGCCUUGGACACCCAGCUGCUGAUGACGCUGUAUGUGGGGAAGGAUGAAGCUGGCUUCUAUGUCUCUAAAGCACUGGUCCACACAGGAGUGGCCCUGGUGCCUCGUGGACUGACCCUGGCCCCCACAGAUGGCCCUACCACAGAUGAGGUGACACUCCAAGUCUCAGGAGAGCGAGAGGGCUCACCCAGCACUGAUGUCAGAUACCCCUCAGGCAGCGUGGCCCUCCCAAGCCAGUGGCUGCUCAUUGGACAUCAUGAGCUACCCCCAGUCCUGCACACCACCAUGCUGAGGGUCCAUCCCACCCCAGGGAGUGGGACUACAGAGACAAGACCCCCAGAGAACACCCAAGCCCCAGCCUUCUUGGAGCUAUUGAGCCUGAGCCGAGAGAAACUCUGGGACUCCAACCUGCAUCCAGAAGAGAAAACUCCAGACUCUUACAUGGGACUGGGCCCACAAGACCUGCUGGCAGCUAGCCUCACUGCUGUCCUCCUGGGAGGAUGGAUUCUCUUUGUGAUGAGGCAGCAGCAGCCACAGGUGGUGGAGAAGCAGCAAGAGACUCGCCUGACACCUGCAGACUCUGCUCACAUCUCCCAGGAUGCCCAGUCCCUGCACUCAGGGGCCACCCCAAAGAGCCAGAAGAGGCUCCGAAGUCCCUUAAAGCAAGCCCAGCCACUUGACAACCCUGAAGCUGAGCAACUCACCGUAGUGGGGAAGAUUUCCUUCAAUCCCAAGGACGUGCUGGGCCGUGGGGCAGGCGGGACUUUCGUUUUCCGGGGACAGUUUGAGGGACGGGCAGUGGCUGUCAAGCGGCUCCUCCGAGAGUGCUUUGCUCUGGUUCGGCGGGAAGUUCAACUGCUGCAGGAGUCUGACAGGCACCCCAACGUCCUCCGCUACUUCUGCACCGAGCAGGGACCCCAGUUCCACUACAUUGCCCUGGAGCUCUGCAGGGCCUCCUUGCAGGAGUACGUAGAAAACCCGGACCUGGACCGCGGGGGCCUGGAGCCCGAGGUGGUGCUGCAGCAGCUGAUGUCUGGGGUGGCCCACCUGCAUUCUUUACACAUAGUGCACCGGGACCUGAAGCCAGGCAAUAUUCUUAUCACUGGGCCUGACAGCCAGGGCCUAGGCAGGGUGGUGCUCUCGGAUUUCGGCCUCUGCAAGAAGCUGUCUGCCGGGCGCUGCAGCUUCAGCCUCCACUCAGGCAUCCCUGGCACGGAAGGCUGGAUGGCACCCGAGCUCCUGCAGCGCCUGCCACGAGACAGUCCUACCAGCGCUGUGGACAUCUUCUCUGCAGGCUGCGUGUUCUACUACGUGCUUUCUGGUGGCAGCCACCCCUUUGGAGAGAGUCUUUAUCGCCAGGCAAACAUCCUCACAGGAGUUCCCUGUCUGGCCCACCUGGAGGAAGAGGUCCAUGAUAAGGUGGUUGCCCGGGACCUGGUUGGAGCCAUGUUGAGCCCACCGCCGCAGGCACGCCCCUCUGCCGCCCAGGUGCUGGCCCACCCCUUCUUUUGGAGCAAAGCCAAGCAACUCCAGUUCUUCCAGGAUGUCAGCGACUGGCUGGAGAAGGAGUCUGAGCAGGAGCCCCUGGUGAGGGCGCUGGAGACAGGAGGCUGUGCAGUGGUCCGGGACAACUGGCAUGAACACAUCCCUGUGCCGCUCCAGACAGAUCUGAGAAGGUUCCGGUCCUAUAAGGGGACAUCAGUACGAGACCUGCUGCGUGCCGUGAGGAACAAGAAACACCACUACAGGGAGCUCCCAGUCGAGGUGCGACAGGCACUUGGCCAAAUCCCUGACGGCUUCGUUCAGUACUUCACAAACCGCUUCCCACGGCUGCUCCUUCAUACGCACCAAGCCAUGAGGAGCUGCACCUCCGAGAGCCUGUUCUUGCCCUACUACCUGCCAGCGUCAGAAGCCAGGGGACCAUGCCCUGGGGCCGCAGGGAGGUGAGGUGGGCCAGAGACCACACAGAUGGUCUUCAAGCUGGCUGGCUGAAGAGUUGAGACUGUAGCUGGCCUCGGAAUCAGAAAAGACUGCCAGUCUGAGUGCAGUGGCUCACACCUGUAAUCCCCACAUUUUGGGAGGCUGUGAGAGGAUCAAUUGAGCUCAGGAGUUCAAGGCCAGCCUGGCCAACAUGGCAAGACCCCAUCUCUACAACAAAUUUUAAAAAUUAGCCAGACAUGGUGGUGUAUGCCUAUAGUCCUAGCUGCUUGGGAGGCUGAGGUGGGAGAAUCGCUUGAGCCCAGGAGUUUGAGGUUGCAGUGAGCCACGAUCAUGACACUGCACUCCAGCCUGGUGGACAGAGAGACAGUGUCUCAAAAAGCACACCACCCAAGACUGGCAGAGACUGGGCGGCCUGGGGCUGAUGAAGCAGAGAUGUUCCCUGGAGCCCAGGUCCUACCCCUCAGGAAAGACAAAAAAAAGAAGAUU